AUGGAUAAAAUAACACUAAAUGACGCCAUGCAAAAUGUUGACGUCCUGGAUGAACUUCCUCUGCCGGAUCAGCAGCCAUGCAUUGACGCUGCUCCCCUUUCCAUACACUACCAAGUCAACAAGCACACUAACUUUGAAGAUCGGGGUGCAUUUGUCACCGGGAUGGCCAGGUACAUUGAGGAGGCCACUGUUCAUGCCAAGCUGAAUGAAUGUCUAGAAGAGGGGGAGGGAUAUGCCAUAAUGUUGUACACAUGGAGGUGUUGUUCUAGGGCUCUACCUCAGAUAAAGUCAAACGAGCAGCCGAACCGUGUUGAAAUUUACGAAAAGACUGUUGAAGUUCUUGGCCCUGAAGUUCAGAAACUUAUGAAUCUGAUGUAUUUUCAGAGAGCUUGCAUCAGUAAGUUUAGCGACGAGGUAAAGAGAUUAUGUCAUAAGGAGAAGAAAAAUGACUUUGUAUCUGAAGCUUAUCUAUUGACGCUGGGUAAGUUCAUUAACAUGUUUGCUGUGUUGGAUGAGCUGAAAAAUAUGAAGUCUUCUGUUAAGAAUGAUUAUUCUGCCUAUAGGAGAGCAGCCCAAUUUCUGAAAGUAAUGUCAGAUCCGAAUAUGUUACAAGAAUCACAGAACCUCUCAAUGUUCCUGGCCACACAGAAUAAGAUCAGGGAUAUGUUGAGACAGGCUGUGCAAGAGGUACCAGGAUUUGAAGACUUGAUAUGCGAAGUUGUCAACUUAGCAGUCUAUCUCUAUGAGAAUCGCAUGUACCUGCUGCCUAGUGAGAAACAUAUGCUCGUUAAGGUAAUGGGAUUUGGAUUGUUCAUUCUGGAUAGUAGGGAGCUGAAGGAUGUAUCCAUCUACAAAUUGGAUAACAAAAAGAAACUCAAUCUUGCCAAGAUAGAUAGGAUAUUCAAGCAAAUCGAGGUUGUACCAUUAUUUGGCGACAUGCAGAUAGCCCCAUUCAACUACAUCAAGACCAGUCUUAACUUCGAUUCUUCAAAAUGGCCGCUCUGUACGUCUGCCCAAAUUAGUCCGCAGGCAGUACUGCUGCCAUCCCUGGAGAUGAUGAGGGAGGAGCAUGUCAGGUACAUUAGUGAACUGGCCAGGCAUAGUAAUGAGGUGAUAACGACGUCCAGAGAGCUAACAAGAAAUGAUGAAGAGAAUAGAAAACUAACAACCCUGGCUCUGCAAGGAUUGCAGUUAUUAUCAUCGUGGAAUUCUAGAAUAAUGGAAUUGUACUCGUGGAAGUUACUGCACCCAACUGACCAUCAUCAAAAUCGGGACUGCCCUCAGGAUGCUGAGGAAUAUGAAAGGUCAACCAGGUACAACUAUACUAGCGAGGAGAAGUAUGCCCUGAUAGAGGUCAUAGGUAUGAUUAAAGGUCUGCAGGUACUGAUGCUACGCAUGGAGGCAGUCUUCAUGGAUGCCAUACGCAAGAAUGUCUAUGCCGAACUUCAGGAUUUUGUGCAAAUUCAGUUGAGAGAUCCUCUUAGGAAGGCUAUCAAGAAUAAGAAGGAUCUGAUUAAAAGCAUCAUAGUAUCAGUCCGGGAGACGUGCGCUGAUUGGUUGAGAGGGAUGGAACCACAGGACGACCCCGCCCUGCGCGGAAAAAAAGACGACGAUAACUUCAAGAUUAAGGUGCCCAGAAGGAAUGUCGGACCUUCCAGCACACAGUUAUACAUGGCACGAACCAUGUUGGAAUCCUUAUUGUCGGACAAGGGUGGGGGCAAGAAGACCCUUCGCAAGGAGGUUGACAUCAACCAUCUGGCACUCAUUGACCAGUUUCAUAAGAAUUCCUUCUUCUGGCCCUACCUGCUGGGCUUUAAUCAGACUCUGCACGAAUGCUGCGAACUCUCCCAACUCUGGUACCGAGAGUUCUACCUGGAGAUGACGAUGGGCAAAAAAAUCCAGUUCCCAAUCGAAAUGUCCCUGCCCUGGAUACUGACGGAUCAUAUCCUCGAAACCAAGGAACCCUCCAUGAUGGAGUACGUGCUCUGCCCUCUUGAUUUGUACAACGACAGUGCACAUUACGCCCUGCACCGAUUCAAAAAACAAUUCCUCUACGAUGAAGUCGAAGCAGAGGUGAAUUUGUGCUUCGAUCAGUUCGUCUAUAAGCUGAGUGAUCAGGUCUUUCUCUACUAUAAGCAUUGGGCUGGAAGCAUCAUGCUGGACAAAAAGUUCCGACUCGAGUGUGCCAAAUUAUCAGUCAAAAUUCCAUACCCAGUUGCGAAUAGGUAUCACACCCUUCUUAAGCAGAGGCAUAUACAGUUAUUAGGCAGGUCGAUAGAUUUGAACCGCCUGGUGUCACAACGCAUCAACGCCUCCCUCCAGAAAUCUCUUGAUUACGCCAUCAGCAGAUUUGAAAGUGGCGACCUCACUGGCAUUGUGGAACUAGAGGCUCUGAUAGAAUGCAACCGCCUAGCUCACUCGCUAUUGGCUAAGCACCUAUCACUCAAUGAUUUUGACUCGAUGUUCAGAGAGGCCAAUCACAAUGUCUCGGCCCCCUACGGUCGUAUAACUCUACAUGUGUUCUGGGAGUUGAAUUAUGAUUUCCUGCCGAAUUAUUGUUUUAAUGCCGCUACUAACAGAUUUGUGAAGACCGCCAUGUCUUUCUCGGCUCAGAUAACUCGAGACAAGCCGCCAAGUACUUCUGUUCAGUUCCUCUGGGGUACCAAGCACCUUAGCACCUCGUUCAACGCCAUCUUCUCUCUGUACAACAACUUCGUUGGCUACCCUCACUUUCACGUCGUUGCUCGCCUGCUUGGCUACCAGGGGAUCGCCGUCGUCAUUGAAGAACUUUUGAAGAUCGUCAAGAAUUUGAUCCAGGGAACGCUGAUGGAGUACGUGAAGACUUUGAGAUCCGUCAUGCCUCAGGUCUGCAAGCUCCCGAGAUAUGACUACGGAUCGCCAGGUGCCCUGAACUAUUUCUUCGCCCAGCUGACGAACAUCAUUCAGUAUCCGGAGAUGAGGACUGACAUGUUCCAGGUCUUUCGCGAGAUCGGGAAUGCUAUACUGUUCUGCUUACUGGUUGAACAGAGUUUGUCGCAGGAAGAAGUGGGCGACCUAAAACACGCAGCACCUUUCCAGAACAUCAUCCCCAAGCCAUUCAUACCACCAAAAGAGGGCGAGAAUAAGAAGGACCGAGAAGCGGAACUGAAAGCCAUGAUGAAACUUCUCGAAGCCAAGUACGCCGCUCUUCAAGUCGUUCCUGUCAUUUCGAAACUUGGCACCGGUCGUCAGGCGGACAUAGCCACCGAUGGCGACCUCCUGACCCGCGAGCGCCUCUGCUGUGGCCUCUCAGUAUUUGAGAUUGUCCUCACGAGGGUACGGUCCUACUUGGAGGAUGGCAUCUGGUCCGGCGCACCGCCUGGCAUUCUCGGUGCCCCCACUCCGAGCCCUGCCAAUGGGGUGAUGUUUGUUGACGAGUGCGUGGAGUUUCAUAGGGUCUGGAGUGCUGUGCAGUUCGUCUUCUGCAUGCCAGUCGGAGAGAAUGAGUUCACUAUUGAGCAGUUGUUCGGAGAGGGCUUCAACUGGGCAGGGUGCGCCAUCAUAGCCCUGUUGGAUCAGCAGAGAAGAUUCGAGGCCCUGGACUUCUCCUACCACCUACUGAAGAUGAACAGGGUCGACAUGAAGGAUGACGUCAUUAAGGGAACUUCGCUAAAGAAGAUGGCCGACCGGAUCCGGAAGUUUCAAAUCCUGAACAGUCAGAUCUUCGCCACGCUGAACAAGUACAUGAAAUCCUGUGAGAGCACUGCUGAAACUACGCCAAUGGAGCAUGUAAAAUGCUACCAACCGCCUGUACCACAAUCUAUCAAUGUUAACAUUUAA
Helobdella robusta is the source of this 3819-nucleotide messenger RNA. RefSeq lists its product as hypothetical. The transcript has 30 exons. Lineage: Eukaryota; Metazoa; Annelida; Clitellata; Rhynchobdellida; Glossiphoniidae. Gene Ontology annotation, molecular function: RNA 7-methylguanosine cap binding; small GTPase binding. Gene Ontology annotation, cellular component: neuron projection; synapse; SCAR complex. The record is from RefSeq and is a predicted model, not a curated record. The coding region runs from base 1 to 3819 and encodes 1272 amino acids. Gene Ontology annotation, biological process: regulation of actin filament polymerization; axon guidance; regulation of translation.